This is a messenger RNA of Saprolegnia parasitica CBS 223.65, 737 nucleotides long. RefSeq lists its product as hypothetical. NCBI's taxonomy places the organism in Eukaryota, Oomycota, Saprolegniomycetes, Saprolegniales, Saprolegniaceae. The record is from RefSeq and is a predicted model, not a curated record. The coding region runs from base 57 to 737 and encodes 226 amino acids. The transcript has a single exon.
CCGCGUCCAGGUGGCCGUGCCGGUUGCACUGCGCUUGCGCUGGCAUUCGUUGCAGCAUGCCCCGGCGCACAGCGCUCCUGAUCCUCCGUGGGCUCCACGCCAUCGGCGGCAUCGUCCUCGUCGCCAGCACCAUGCUCACCUACGGCACGUUCACGCUCGUCGACGGGGACCGGUAUCGGUACGCGCAGACGUACCAGUUUGUGAGCGUCGUCGUUGGCUACACGUCGGUGCAGCUCGGGCUGCUCUACCUCGUUGGCGUCGGCCUCCUCCGCCAGCCAAGCAUCGACAUUGUGCUCGAGCGCUUCGUCGAUGGCAUCCUCGCGCUCUGUAGCGUCGUUGUCGGCUACAUGGCGCAACGCAAGGUCGCUUCGUGCGACGCCUCCAUGGUGUCCUACCAAGUCGCGUGCGCUGGCCUCGACUGGAGCGUCGCUGCGUCCUUUGGCCUCGCGACCCUCUUUGCCCUCUCGCUAUGCUACAACUGCUGCGUGCGUCGGCCGUCGCACCCGGACGCCGUCGAGAACCUCGUGCCCCGGGGCAACUAUGGCCCGCAGCGCUGCAUUCCGGGGAGCAUCCCGAUGCUAAGCCCUCGCGGCGACGACACGACCGGCCGCGCGCUCGCCAGCAUGGACCAGGACAGAACGGAAAAUCUCGUGCCCCGGGGCAACUUUUCGCUCGCCGAAGACGACGACAUCGACAAGACGGAGAAGCUCGUGCCCCGCGGCGACUUUCAUUUGUAG